Dreissena polymorpha is the source of this 6136-nucleotide messenger RNA. Its product is annotated as cyclin-dependent kinase 7-like. NCBI's taxonomy places the organism in Eukaryota, Metazoa, Mollusca, Bivalvia, Myida, Dreissenidae. The transcript is spliced from 11 exons. Bases 103 to 1125 code for a protein of 340 amino acids. Gene Ontology annotation, cellular component: nucleus; transcription factor TFIIK complex; transcription factor TFIIH holo complex. Gene Ontology annotation, biological process: protein phosphorylation; positive regulation of transcription by RNA polymerase II. Gene Ontology annotation, molecular function: cyclin-dependent protein serine/threonine kinase activity; ATP binding; RNA polymerase II CTD heptapeptide repeat kinase activity. The record is from RefSeq and is a predicted model, not a curated record.
UUGUUGCACCUCGAUACAAUCAUGCUACAGCAGAUCUUAAACGAGAAAAAUAUGUAAUUUUGUAAGGUAUUUUGUUGGUUUUAAACUGCACAGUGGCAGAAAAUGGAAGACAAAUCCAAGCUUUAUGAGAAGAUUGAGUUUCUCGGCGAAGGGCAGUUUGCCACUGUCUACAAAGCAAGAGAUGUUGUAAAAGAUAGAAUAGUUGCGGUUAAAAAAAUCAAGCUAGGUACGAGGCAGGAAGCUGCAGAUGGUAUAAAUAGAACUGCACUUCGCGAGAUCAAGUUGCUGCAAGAGCUUAAUCACCCUCACAUAAUUGGGUUACUCGAUGUUUUCGGACAGAAAUCCAAUGUCAGUUUGGUCUUCGACUUUAUGGAAACAGACCUUGAGGUGAUUAUCAAGGACAAUACCAUCAUACUGACAAUGGCUCAUAUCAAGGCAUACAUCUUGCAGACUCUACAGGGACUUGAGUACUUACAUGCUAAUUGGAUAUUACACAGGGAUAUGAAGCCAAACAAUCUGUUAAUAAACAAAGAUGGGGUGCUAAAGCUGGGAGAUUUUGGUCUGGCCAAAUUCUUUGGAUCUCCAAACAGAAUAUAUACUCAUCAAGUUGUGACAAGGUGGUACAGAUGUCCUGAGCUGCUAUUUGGGGCUAGGAACUAUGGUACAGGUGUGGAUACAUGGGCAGUGGGCUGUAUACUAGCUGAGCUUUUAUUGCGGGUACCAUUUUUAGCGGGUGAGACAGAUUUAGACCAACUCAGCAAGAUAUUUGAGGUUCUGGGCACUCCGUCCAGGGAUGACUGGCCUGCCAUGGAGUAUCUGCCUGACUUUGUGCAGUUCAAGCCCGUCAUAGGCAGGGACCUGAAGGAGAUCUUUAUUGCGGCCUCAGACGACCUUCUGGAGCUACUGAGAGGCUUACUGAGGAUGGACCCUCUCAGCAGGAUCACUGCCUCACAGGCCCUUCAGAAGGCCUACUUUCAAUGCAAGCCCUACCCCACCCCAUACCACCUGCUACCUCAGCUUAAGAACAACAAGAAGGAAGUAAUGGACCUGUGCAGACCCAGCCUGAAGAGGAAAAUGGAGUCUGAGACAGGCAACGGAGGAUUAGUUAAACGUCUAGUGUUUUGAUAUCCUUGUCUGGCGGUUAUGGCUACAAGAUGAACAUCGUGCCCAAUAAAAAACUAGUCUUUCACAGAAUUUGUUAUGAUAUAAGUCUUGUAAUUAUUAAGAAUAAGUUUUAUGUUUGUAAUAAGGAAUUUGUGUCGGAAUUAUUAGAAAAUAAGACUUGGAAUUAUUAUUGGAAUUGUUUGGAAUAAGUUUAAAGUUGUUAGAAAUAAGUAUUGAUUUAGGAAAAGAUCUGUAACUUUAACGGUAAUAAAUGGAAAAAGUAGGUCUUUAAGUAAAAAAUUAGAUUCAUAAAUUGUUUUUAAUAAUUCUAAUAAGGUAAGAAUUGUUCAAAAAAAGAAGUUUAAAAAAGUCUUCAUUUUGUUGUUAGAAAUACAUUUUUUGUUGUUCAUAAUAUUUUACUCUUAUGAAUUCAUGUGACUUAGUUUUAGGUAUGCUUCAAUUUUCAUUCUUGUUUAAUGAAAAGGUAGGUAAGAUAUAUAAAGCACACAUGGUUAAAAUCAAAAUGAUAACACGAGAAAAAAAGGUCUAUUUUAGCUUGCAAGUCAUAGCUAGUUGUCAAAAGAAGUUACAACAUUAAAGUAUGAUGUAUUAUGACGUUUAUAUGGAGAUUAACUUUGAAGAUUUGCAUAGGGUUGUAUUUAUUUCAGUAUUCUGUCAAAACUUCAAGAUAGGACAAUUUACAUCUAAAAUUCGAGAAUGUGUUAAUACUGAAAACGAUUUUUGUAUGAUAAUAACUGAUGCUGGUAUUCCCUGUUACUUAAAACAUUAAUGAAAUAGUAAUGCCUUUUACUUUUAUUGAAAUAUUAUACACUACUAUAGAUAAUGCUGAUAUCUGUAUAAUAUCUUUUAGAAGCUGUUGUUAUUUGAACAUCAAAAGGAACGCCACAUUGGUCGGUCACCAGAUUUUGUUAUAAUGUUAAAGAUGUAUGAAAUGAUUAUGCAGAAGAAUUGAUGACACAUCAAGAGUUUUUUGGCACAUUUAAGGCAGGCUUCCUAUUUCAAACAGAAUAGGUUCACUGCAGUUUUUCUGUUAAUGCCAUUUUGAACAUAGCUGUGAUAAAAUGUUUUUUAUGUAUUUUUCUUCCAUUUAAAUAUUUGUUAGAAGUGCAGUUGUUGGUACAGUUGUACAUGAGUAUUCACACAUUUUUUGUAUGACACAUUAGAAUUAAAUUUUCCGUCCGUCCGUCUUUCUGUCCGGAGCCAUAUCUUGGAAGUGCUUUGGCGGAUUUCAUUGAAACUUGAUAUGAGUUUAUAUAUGGAUAAGAGGAUGAUGCACGUCAAAUGGCAUUGUACACCAUUUGUUAAUAACGGAGUUAUGGCCCUUUGUAUCUUGAAAAAAUGCUUUUUUGAGUGUCAAAUAUAAUACAUUUGUGUCCAGAAGCAUAUUGGCGGGGGAUAUCAAUUCAACGAAUUUGCUUGUUACACUUUUAUUUGGAUAUUAAUCUAUUGAUUUUUUUUGCAGAUCACAUGCAACUGAAAAUAAGUUUGUAUCACAGAAUCAAAGUUGAAUUUGAAAUAGUAUUGAUUUUGUUUGUCUUAGAAAUAAAACAUGUGGCAUGGUUUGAUAUUUAAAUUAUUGGCAGGAUUAUUAUUUUGUCUAAGUUGUUAUUAGCAACAUUUAUCAAGUUGAAAUGAUGAUCACUUAAAUUUGUGGACUUGAUAAACUUGAUUAUCAAGAGUUAAUGAAAGGGUGUUUUGUAUGCAUUUACCGUAGGCAAAUAUAUAACAUUCACAGUAAUUCAAUGGAGUGUAAUAACUUUCUAUUUAUCACACUUUAUGUUAGGGAUUUUUCAUUUUCAUACAUUUAUGCUAAUCACCCAGAUCAUUUAGAUGUUUGAAUAUGGCUAACAUCAAUCAUGAUGUAGAUACCCAUUUGAGCUGAGCUCUGGGAAGCUCUGGUGCUAAAUGCACGUGUAUCAACUAUUGUCCCAGUCUGCACAGGCUGCUAAAUGCACGUGUAUCAACUAUUGUCCCAGUCUGCACAGGCUGCUAAAUGCACGUGUAUCAACUAUUGUCCCAGUCUGCACAGGCUUAUCAGGCAUGAAUUUCCCACUUGUGUGGAAUUGUUUGUUUAAUGGAAGUCUUUUCUAUACAAAAAUCCAAUGUAAGCGGAAAGUGUCGUUCAGAUUAGCCUCAGACUCUAUGGACUGCACAGGCUAAUCUGAGACAACCCUGCACACGCAUUAAGCCCAGUUUACCCCCUCAGACUCUAAGGACUGCACAGGCUAAUCUGGGACUACCCUGCAUACGCAUUAAGCCCAGUUUACCCCCUCAGACUCUAAGGACUGCACAGGCUAAUCUGGGACUACCCUGCACACGCAUUAAGCCCAGUUUACCCCCUCAGGCUCUAAGGACUGCACAGGCUAAUCUGGGACGGCCCUGCACACACAUUAAGCCCAGUUUACCCCCUCCGGCUCUAAGGACUGCACAGGCUAAUCUGGGACGAUCCUGCACACGCAUUAAGCCCAGUUUACCCCCUCAGACUCUAAGGACUGCACAGGCUAAUCUGGGACGGCCCUGCACACACAUUAAGCCCAGUUUACCCCCUCAGACUCUAAGGACUGCACAGGCUAAUCUGGGACCACCCUGCACAUGCAUUAAGCCCAGUUUUCCCAGAGUGAGGCUCAUUUGAGUGGAAUUGUGCCAGUUAUUUUAUCUUUAUUAUUAUUGUCCUGUAUCUAAGCAUUUGGAAAUGAACUGCCUUGAGUCAAAGCAUUUAGAGAUUUUACCAAACAUAAUAUAGCUUAUGCAUGUACUUCUAAUUUAUAGAAGCAGGUGCAAGAUUUGCAUUUAUUCACUGUCUGUUUGUACUGUCAGUGACUCUGUGUAUGUGUUAGCAAUCAGGAAUAGUCAGGCAUUAUCAUUUCAAAAUACCAUUGUAUUAUUUACUGCAUUAUAUUUUGCAGCAGUUGACAUUUGAUGAUAUAGUCUCCAGUGUCCCAACACCACCCCCUCCUCCAAUUUAUUUUGUCCCGAUUUUCAGGAUCAUUUUUAAGUGACCAUCUUCAUUAAAACAGUUACAAUAUAUAUGUAGGUAGUUCUAUUAAUAUUUUAAAAUAAUAUACAGCUUGGAUGCCAUUGUAUAAGAUUUUAAGAUUUACGUUAAAAGUAAAUAGGCCCCAAAAUAAACAUGUUUAGUUUUGAUAGUACAUGUAUCAUUGUGUCCAAUAAGUUGUGAUAUGCUAUAUACUCCUUUAUAUGUGCUGUAAUUGUGUCUCUAAAUUCAAUGAAGCAAAAUGAUAUUUUAAACAACAGCCUAUUGUAUCUAACUAAUACUGUUAAUGCUCUCAGAAUUCAUGUUUAUAUUAAUGUGUUACUUUUUGUGGGAACAGGUAGGAUGAAAUAUGGUCUAAUUAAAGAAGGAAAUGGAUUAAAAACUUCUGGUUUAAUAUAUAAAAACUAUAUGUGUUUUACAUGUUUAUUACUGUCUGUCCACAAAAAUACAUAAAUACUGUAAAAUCUGACAUGUAUUCUUUUGCUUUGUUCUUGUUUUGAUUGUGUUAAAAGUGAUGUUUGAGGGAAAAUUUGUGCUUGAAUUUGUCACCAUUUUGUGUUUUUGUGUUAUUGUUUUGUCAAGGUUUUGGUGUUUGUGAUUUAUUGGGGUUUUUAAUACACAUUUGUUAUGUUUAAAACUGCCUUUGGUUUAAUGACAUUCAAUUUUUUUUUCAGGUAGUAAACCAUUUGUUGUCGUGCCCGAACCUUUUACUAUUGAAAUAAAUUGUGUAUGAUGUCUUAUUGUCCCCUACCGGUGAAACCGGAGGGGACUAAUGGUUUGCGCUCUGUGUGUCAGUCAGUCAGUCUGUCACACUUUUCUGGAUCCUGCGAUAACUUUAAAAGUUCUUCAUAUUUUUUCAUGAAACUUGAAACAUAGAUAGAUGGCAAUAUGGCGAUUAGGCAUGUCAAUUCAUUUUGUUCCUUCGUCAAAAAUUCUGAUUGCAUGGCAACAACAAAAAAUCUGACAAUGAUGGAGUUUCACCGGUAGGGGACCAUAUUGCUUGACAAUAGUCUUGUUUAAUGUAUAUUAUUGAGUGAUUGACUAGUUUAUUACCCAUUUUUUACUUGUUAGUUAUCAGAUAUUGGAUCUCGGUAUUCAAUUAAAAGUUUUCUUACCUCAUAGUAAGAGCAGCAUUGAAUGAAGCUUGAGAAUGUGCUAUCACAUAAAUGAUGCAUGUGAAACGUGUUUACCUUCUGCUUUUUAAUAUUGUACCAGCUAAUAUGCAUCGAUGUAUCGGAUAUAUAUCCCCCUUUAAGUUCUUGGAUGAACAUAUCGGAUACAAUUUUCUAUCCAAAAUCUAGUGUCUUCUGCUUUAAAAAGCCAUAAAAAUCAUUUUAAGACAUGUAUAUUUUAGACAUUAUAAUGUAAAAAUGGCUCUUUAUACAAAAUAAACAUCAUCAUGUAAGUGUAGUAAAGUUUGGUUCUCUUCGAAAUAUUUGCCCAUCUUCAUAUGAUAAAGUAACACAGUAUUUGCAUCAAAUGUGUACAACUAACUGGAGUUUUCAUUAAAAUUUACUUUGUGUAUCUACAGUUAUAAGAUGUUGGUACAAUUUUCUAACAACUGAACAUACAUUGUUUAGGUCUAAUUGACUUAUAUACAUGUUUUAUGUCAACUGUAUGUAAAGUAAGUUGAAUGAUAAUUUGGCCGUGGGAAAACCGGUCUUAAUGCAAGUGCAAAAAGUAGUAGCUAUGCAGUCCGCGCAUGUUUAUCUGGCCCUACACUUUCCACUUGUAUGCCAUUUUUCGUGUAAAAGAAGUCUUUUCUUAAUAAAAUUCCAUUGAAGGCGGAAACUAUUGUCCCAUAUUAGCCCUUGCGGACUGAAUGGCUAAUGUCAGACCACUCUUUACGCACACGCAUACAGCCCCGUUUUCCCAGAGCUCGUCCAUCGUUAUGCGCCUUAGGCAUGAUUUCAUGCAACGUUAAUAUGUUAAGCUUCUAUAUGUCACAUUGACUUGAUUUAUGUACUUGUUACAACAAAUCUUAUUUGUUUAUUUUGCAUUAAAUUGGUAUUUUGA